CCGUCCCGCUCUUUUUUUCUUUCUUCUCUCUCUCUGACAGCUAAAAAUAUCUUAGCUGAAAUUCUCUCUCCGUAACAAAUUUAUUAAAUUCUUUCUCUCCCUUUUGUAAGUUAUCUUUUUCUUGGCUGGUUUUCUAUUUUUGAAGGGAGAUGCAAGAGCAAGCUACAAGUUCUAUUGCAGCCAGCUCGUUGCCUUCUAGUAGUGAGAGAUCUUCUAGCUCUGCCCUUCAUCUCGAAGUCAAAGAAGGCAUGGAGAGUGAUGACGAGAUAAGAAGAGUGCCGGAGAUUGGAAGUGAAGCCGCCGGUACAACAACUUCUGGUCGUGACGGUUCAGUGGCCGGUCCAACCCAGCCAUCGGCGGUGGGUUCAAAGAGGAGAGGGAGAAGCCCUGCUGACAAAGAAAACAAGAGGUUAAAGAGGUUAUUGAGGAACAGAGUUUCAGCACAGCAAGCAAGGGAGAGGAAGAAGGCUUAUUUGAUUGAUUUGGAGGCAAGAGUCAAAGAGUUGGAAACUAAGAACGCGGAGCUUGAAGAAAGGCUCUCCACUUUGCAAAAUGAGAACCAAAUGCUUAGACAGAUACUGAAGAACACAACUGCAGGCUCACAACCGGGAUCUUGCAAAGGAACCGGAGAUAAUUAAGGAGACAAGGGAGAGUCGAUUGUUAUAGUUAAUGUCUUCAUGAGUAGGCCUACUACUGAAGUUGAUUAUGGAUUUAGGAUGAUGAUGUUGCUGCUGAUAUUGUAUGGAAGAAGGGGUUAAAGAUUGUGACAGUGAAGGUGAAGAUGAAGUCAGUUCCCAUGUUUUAAGGAGAAGAGAUAGUUGUCGAUGCUGGAGGCAGUUCUUACUAGAAAACCAUCUCAUUUUGAUAAAUAUAUUUAUUUUAAAACCUGAUUGACCAAAGGUCCAAACCUCAUUAACAUACAAUCAGCAGCUGGUAGGCUAUGAUGCAUGAUGUAUUGGAUGAAGCCUAUAGGUUAUCACGGAAUGUUAAUUUACCAAAAUGCCCACACAAGAAGAUAUAUAUGUAUUGGAUGUCAAAUUUGUAGUUUGUAUAAAUAUUGUAAAAAUGCCAAAGUGGGAUCCAUAUUAGACAAGA
Molecule: messenger RNA, 1095 nt
Organism: Sesamum indicum (sesame)
Lineage: Eukaryota; Viridiplantae; Streptophyta; Magnoliopsida; Lamiales; Pedaliaceae
Product: transcription factor HY5
Biological process (GO): red or far-red light signaling pathway; regulation of photomorphogenesis; response to far red light
Cellular component (GO): nucleus
Molecular function (GO): DNA-binding transcription factor activity, RNA polymerase II-specific
Source: RefSeq, a predicted model, not a curated record